AUGCUUUUUAGAAGUCCCAGAGAUGCUUACACUACUACAAAAGAACCUAAAGAAAAAUUGCUUUGUGACAGCAAGACGGCGGUGCACGCCACAGACGGGCUGGACUGGGAGGACAAAGAUGGCCCGGCGACCUUGGUGGGCAGCGUGGUUCACUCGAGGGUCCUCAACCCCCUGCGCCUGUUUGUGAAGCCGCCUGCGGUCCCGAAGCCCGGGCACCUGGCCUACGCCGACAGCUUGGACACCUUCUGGGACUGGCUGGCCAACAUCACGGAGGCCCAGGAGCCCUUGGCAAGAACUAAACGGAGGCCGAUAGUCAAAACGGGAAAAUUUAAGAAAAUGUUUGGCUGGGGUGACUUCCAUUCCAACAUUAAAACCGUUAAACUCAACCUGCUGAUCACGGGGAAAAUCGUGGACCACGGCAACGGGACCUUCAGUGUUUACUUCCGACACAACUCCACGGGCCUGGGCAACGUGUCGGUGAGCUUGGUGCCCCCCUCCAAAGUGGUGGAGUUCGAAGUGUCCCCGCAGUCCUCCCUGGAGACCAAGGAAUCCAAAGCUUUCAAUUGCCGCAUCGAGUAUGAGAAAACAGACCGGGCGAAGAAGACGGCCCUGUGCAACUUCGACCCGUCCAAGAUCUGCUACCAGGAGCAGACGCAGAGCCACGUGUCCUGGCUGUGCUCCAAGCCCUUCAAGGUCAUUUGCAUUUACAUUGCCUUUUACAGCGUCGAUUACAAACUCGUGCAAAAGGUCUGCCCCGACUACAAUUACCACAGUGAGACCCCUUACCUGUCCUCUGGCUGAGCCCGUGCGCAGUGAUGGGAAGGAGGGACGGGUCUGUGUUGCAUUAGAAUGACCAAGAACCACGCCAGCUCUUCAGGGGAAAGGAUCCUGUUUAUAGCAGUGAACCUUAGUUCCCCAAGAGGUUUACAAAUUUAAAAAAGAAAAAAAAAGAAAAGGGAAUGAAACAUCUUUCAAUGUAAAGUGUGUUUGUUUCGAUCGUAAGUACCUUAAUCGGGAGAGUCAAACUGUUUAUGAAGCCAUCAUUUUCCCGUAGGAUGGUGCAGGCCUCCGAAUACUGUUUCCCUAAAAGAAGCGUCAGUGGUCCCAACAUGUAACGAGAAAGAAUCGAAUUAUGCAUGUGAUAAACAUUGCUCUUGAAAUGAGCCUGCCUUGAACUAUGUUUUGGACGGUUACCUUAAAAAUAGCAGAUUCAGUAAAGUCACUGAGAAGAUUGUAUUUGAUAGGUGACUUGCACUUCUGACAUGGGAUUUUUUUUUUAUUGCUGUCUUCCCCCUGCUCCCCACCCCACAUCUGUGCUGUUACUGAGAUGAGAGAUGAAGGGGUGAAAUUUGUUUCAACACUGGUGUGUGAAGUUACAGUCCAACAGUGCAACUAAAUACAUUAUUAUCGGAGCUGGAGUUGGGUGAGUGUGAUAUAAACAGCCCUAUGUUGGUCACCGUCCUUAUAAUUCUCGUCUGAGUAGUAAUAUUGGUGUAUUGGGAAAGCAAACCUGGAGGUAUUGUAAGUCAAUUCAACAAUAAUGAAGAUCAUGAUGCUUUUAGAUUCUUUUGCCAAAUUCAGUGCUGUGAGAGCUUGUAAAAAAUGUCAUAACUCUGCAUUCACCCUAUAACCUAUAAACUCUUCCUACUCAUUUGGUGGUAUGAUUUUUCUGUACAUGUGUAGAACAACUCUGAAAUGGGGAGAAAGUGAAUGUUUCUCAGGCUGCAGAAGGAGGAAACUUGCAAGUGGAAGGGGAUUACAGGAUUAUGGAUUCAUUACUUCCAGCCUCCCAGGUUAAGUUCUCCUUGCAUUGUUAAUUAUUUGAAUGGAAGAUUCCAUGUGAAAAUAGUCUAUUUAAACAUGACCAAUUAUUAUUAAGUACUAAUAACCAAGAUACCUGACUCAUCGGGCUUUUGAAAGUAUUUAAAAAUUAAUGUUUCUACACAGUUGAUGUACGUGCUGUCGUCUCUGAGGGGUGGACUGUCAGCCUGGAUGGUAGAACAGAAUUAGCACAGAAUGAGGGGCUGGGUGACCAGUGAAAAGGGUUUUAGAACUCAUAAGACUCAUAGAAUGGUUACCUUUUUUUACAUAUUAAUUUUUAGGUGUUUACUCCCCCACCCCUUCUUAUCUGUAAAAUAUCAGUUAAAAUAAAGCAUUAAAUUGAGGACUGAAGGAAAACCAGUCCCAACCAACAAAACUGCUCCCAGCACAUUGUUGAAAAAGUCAACAGCUCUGCUGUCUAUUUUGCAUCUCCAUCCCUUUCCUUUCCUUGCUCUCUGCACCGUGUUUCAUUUUUGUCUUUUUGUAAAAAUUGUACUAGGCUUAGUGUGUGGUAGUGCAGACUUGAAAUUUUUGCUCUGAGUUCAUCAGGUGUUUUUGUAAUUUUGUGGUUGGUGUGAAAUAUUUUGAGACACUUUUAUUUUCGUCUAGAAACAAGAUUAAAAUACUAUUUAUUGUAAAAUAUGUGGGAACCAUAGAUGUAUAUAUAUAUACUUAGAAUUUUCUGUGUACAGAGAAAGUAUGUGUACACAUUUCUAUGUAAAU
Myotis davidii is the source of this 2544-nucleotide messenger RNA. RefSeq names its product neurexophilin 2 (gene NXPH2). The transcript has 2 exons. Lineage: Eukaryota; Metazoa; Chordata; Mammalia; Chiroptera; Vespertilionidae. Gene Ontology annotation, molecular function: signaling receptor binding. Bases 1 to 801 code for a protein of 266 amino acids. The record is from RefSeq and is a predicted model, not a curated record.